Messenger RNA from Corylus avellana, 1344 nucleotides. RefSeq names its product peroxidase 12. Gene Ontology annotation, biological process: hydrogen peroxide catabolic process; response to oxidative stress. The record is from RefSeq and is a predicted model, not a curated record. NCBI's taxonomy places the organism in Eukaryota, Viridiplantae, Streptophyta, Magnoliopsida, Fagales, Betulaceae. Gene Ontology annotation, molecular function: heme binding; peroxidase activity.
AAGCAAAGACUUUUCAAAUUUGGCAGUACAUCCAAGACUUUACUGUCUGCUAAGCUUUUGAUGAAAGCUUAAUCUGCAUCUAUAUAAAGCCCCCGCUUCUGCUCUCUCUUUGCACAACAAUUAUAAUUAACCCACCAUGGCUGGUUUUGCUUCUUUCUCUUGUGUGCUUUUGAUUUCUUCAGUUCUGCUGGCUUCCUACGCUUGUGCGUCGGAGGUGGAACUAGACUAUGCGUCUAUUCCUAUAGAGACGGGACUCUCAUGGGAUUUCCACGACUCUAGCUGUCCUAAGCUUGAAUCCAUCAUCAGAAAAGAGCUCAAGAAGAUCUUCAAGAAAGACAUUGGCCAAGCCGCCGGCUUGCUGCGUGUCCAUUUCCAUGACUGCUUUGUUCAGGGAUGUGAUUCGUCGGUGUUGCUGGAUGGAUCAGCCAGUCGUCCAAGUGAGCAGGACGCGCCUCCGAACGUGUUCUUGAGAGCAAAGGCAUUUGAGAUCAUCGACGACCUUCGUGAGCUUGUCCACAAGAAGUGCGGUCGGGUUGUAUCUUGCUCUGACAUCACUGCCCUUGCUGCGCGUGACUCUGUUUUCCUGUCAGGAGGUCCCGACUACGAGGUGCCACUAGGAAGGAGAGAUGGGCUAUCCUUCGCUACACAGGAGGCAACGCUGCAGAAUCUUCCCUCGCCUCAAAACAACACCGCAAUCCUUAUCGACGCUUUGGCCCUCAAAAAUUUGGACGCCACCGAUUUGGUAGCCCUCUCCGGCGGCCACACAAUUGGGCUGGCCCACUGUUCCGCUUUUAUUGAGCGGCUCUACCCAACUCAAGACCCUACCAUGGACAAAUCUUUUGCCGCAGACCUCAAAAAGGAUGUUUGUCCCACCACAGAUUCCAACAACACCACCGUGGAGGAUAUCCGGACGCCCGACAAGUUCGAUAACAAGUACUACGUUAACCUCGUGAAUCGGCAGGGGUUGUUCACGUCUGACCAAGACUUGUACACCGAUAGCAGGACAAAGGACAUUGUCACUAGCUUUGCUGUCAACGAGCAUCUCUUCUUCGAGCAGUUUGCCAAGUCGAUGAUUAAAAUGGGGCAAUUGACCGUGUUGACGGGCAAUGCAGGGGAGAUUCGUGCCAAUUGCUCGGUGAGGAAUGCUGAUAAUGUCAAGCUGAUCAAAACUGUGGUGGAAGAAGAGGAAGCUGCUGAGUUGUAAGGGUGUUUAUGAACAUGUCUGUAACCUAUUUUAUGUAUUUCUUUUUCUAAUAAGGGGGGAAUUAUGAGUUGUUUAAUUAUUAUGUGUUUUAGACUUUGGAACGAGUAUAUUUCUUGUUUAAUGUUAUAACUUUUGCUUCA